Molecule: messenger RNA, 516 nt
Organism: Lodderomyces elongisporus
Lineage: Eukaryota; Fungi; Ascomycota; Pichiomycetes; Serinales; Debaryomycetaceae
Gene: NCE102
Product: Nce102p
Exons: 1
Coding region: 1-516 (171 amino acids)
Biological process (GO): protein localization to plasma membrane; eisosome assembly
Cellular component (GO): plasma membrane; eisosome
Source: RefSeq, a predicted model, not a curated record
AUGUUGGCAAUUGGAGACGUUAUCUUAAGAGCAUUCAACUUUGUAUUCUUGGCCAUUGCUUUGGGUUUGACUGGUUCCCUUGCGGCUACCACCAUUACACAACACAACCCACAAGUCAACUUUGCUGUGUUUGCAGCUGCAUUUGGUCUCUUGACCUCAUCAUUCUAUGGUAUCUUUGCAUUUUUCAUUGAUGCCUUUGCUUGGCCAGUCAUUUUGUUCAUUUUUGACUUUUUGAACUUUGUUUUCACAUUUGCUGCUGCCACCGCAAUUGCUGCUGGUAUCAGAGCACACUCUUGUGGAAACCAAGACUACCUCGACAACAACAAUAUCAACCAAGGCUCAACCGGUAGAUGUAGAAAGGCCCAAGCCUCAACUGCAUUUUUGUACUUUUCAGCAUUUAUCUUUAUCUUUUCAGGUGUCUUUAGUGCUGUCGGAUUGUUUAGAGGUGGCUUGUUUGGUUCCUCAAGAAGAACCUCUGCUCCAAGAACUGGUGUUCCAUCAAUGUCCCAAGCUUAG